AAAAUGAGUUCUGCAGACAAAAACAGUGAAGUUGAGGUGGAGAAUGUUGCCGCUGCGGAGGAAAAGGCAGAAACGAAGGAGGUGAAAGGAGUCAAGCGGCCCGCCGACGAGAAAACCGCCGAAACGAAAAAAGUAAAGAAGGACGAAAACGGUGCCGGCGAAGAAGAAGAAGAAGUGGAAGAUGAAGGAGAGGAACUGGAGGGAGAGGAUGAAGAAUACGACCUUCCAUACGGUGAUGAGGAAGACAUUGAAGCGGAAGGUAAGUUAUGCUCCCGUAUAGCUAUUUCUAUUGGAAGUGGUACUGGUGGUAGCAAAAAAAAAAAUAUUCCGUUAGUAUCAAAUACGACAUAA
Anopheles marshallii is the source of this 351-nucleotide messenger RNA. RefSeq names its product bacchus-like. The record is from RefSeq and is a predicted model, not a curated record. Lineage: Eukaryota; Metazoa; Arthropoda; Insecta; Diptera; Culicidae. Bases 4 to 351 code for a protein of 115 amino acids. The transcript is spliced from 2 exons.